Molecule: messenger RNA, 5676 nt
Organism: Cygnus atratus (black swan)
Lineage: Eukaryota; Metazoa; Chordata; Aves; Anseriformes; Anatidae
Gene: ARRDC1
Product: arrestin domain containing 1
Exons: 8
Coding region: 133-1398 (421 amino acids)
Biological process (GO): protein transport
Cellular component (GO): cytoplasm
Molecular function (GO): ubiquitin-like ligase-substrate adaptor activity; ubiquitin protein ligase binding
Source: RefSeq, a predicted model, not a curated record
GGGGCAGGGCGGAGCCGCCCGGCCGGGGCAGGGACGUCGGGGCCGGCACGACUCGGCUCGGCUCGGCUCGGCAGGGCAGGGCAGGGCAGGGCAGGUACCGCUGCCGGCAGAGCGGAGCGGAGCGGCGCGGCCAUGGGGAAGGUGCAGCUCUUCGAGAUCCGCCUGGGCGAGAGCCGCGUCAUCUACAGCCCCGGCGAGCCGCUGGCCGGCACCGUCACCGUGCGGCUCUCGGGCUCGCUGCAGUACCGAGCCAUCAAGGUGAGCUGCGUUGGAUUCUGCGGGGUGUCCAACAAGAUCAACGACACCGCCUGGACCGUGGAGGAGCAGUACUUCAACACCACGCUGUCUCUGGCAGACAAAGGAGUCCUUUCAGCUGGGGAGCACAACUUUUCCUUCCAGUUCCUGCUGCCAGCCUCGGCUCCUACAUCAUUUGAAGGCCCUUUUGGCAAGGUCCUCCAUCAGGUGAAAGCUGUGAUAGACACGCCUCGCUUCUCCAAGGACUACAAGUGCAACAAGAUCUUCUAUGUCCUCUGCCCUCUCAACUUGAAUGACAUCCCUGAUAUUGAGCAGCCCAACACGAUGUCAGUCACCAAGAAGUUCAGCUACAAGCUUGUGAAAAGUGGCAAUGUUAUCCUGACCGCCACCUCAGAUCUGAAAGGGUACGUCGUGGGGCAGGUGAUCCAGCUCCGCACAGACAUAGAGAACAAAUCGGGCCGGGACACCGGGGCUGUGGUAGCCAGCCUGCUCCAGAAAGUGGCUUACAAAUCCAAGCGCUGGAUUUACGACCUGAGGACCAUCGCGGAGGUGGAAGGCUCAGGAGUGAAGGCCUGGAAACACGCGGAAUGGAAAGAGCAGAUCCUCGUCCCGGCACUGCCCCAGUCCAUUUUGCAGGGCUGUAGCCUCAUACACAUCGACUACUACAUCCAGGUUUCCCUCAAGUCACCAGAGGUUUCAGUCACCCUUCCCAUUUACAUUGGUAACAUCGCGGUGAACAGGGUCCCUCUGAGCCCCUCCCGAUCUGUGCAGCACCUACCAUCUGCAGUGGUACCCAGUGCCCCGCCGGAGGAGGAGGACGCUGCCAGCGGCUAUCACCCGAUGGACAAUGUCUUGAUCCCCACCAAAAGCCAUUCCCAGCAGCAGCCGUUCAGCUACGCCCCAGGACUGAGCUUCCAGGAAGCGGACUCUGAGCAGACGGGCUCCCCAAACCACCCCACGCUCUGCCUCUCGACGGGAGCCACCGUCCCUUACUACGCCGAGGGAAACGUGGUGCCCGUGCCCACUGCCAGCUCUCUCAUUUUGCCUCCAGAGUACAGCACGUGGGGCUACCCGUACGAGGCGCCUCCAUCCUACGAGCAGAGCUGCAGCAGUGCCAACUCCAGCAUCAGCAACGGCAACUAGCCUCCCCUGCUUCGCGUCCCGUUGGCGCGAUGGUUCACCUGCCUACUGCAAAGUCUGGUACAGCACAAGGCGUCUUUUUAUCUCUGUGGCUGCUUGGCAGGGUAAAUGGCACAUCCCAGCCUGGGCUUUUUGAGUCACUUUCUUGGGAGGGGGGAAAAAAAAAAAACAACAAACAAAGGGCAGCCAGAGCAGCCCGCGUGUGUGCGCGCGUUUGUGUAGGAGAAGUCUGAACCGUCUCCUGCUGCAUCAGGUGCUGGAGAAUUGGUUUUGCCCCAGGGAUGCCCUCUGCAGCAGCCUGUGUUUAAAGUACUGUAGUCAACACUAACUGCUUUACUAUCAAAGCACCUGCGAUGCCUUAUCUGAAAUGCUCCUGACUUGGCAUGUCUCUGCUGUAGGUUGAAGGCUGGGCUGUGUGAACUUUCUUUUGUGGGCCAUGUGCUCUCCAGAAACGCUUCAGACAGCCCUCCCUCCCUGUCCUCGUGGGUCUCAAGCGUAGCUGAAACAGGUUUCUUGGAGUAAGCAGGUUUGGAAGGCCAGGGACUCUUACAGAGCCAGAAGCACAAGCCCCCGCUGUACCGGUGUGGUGGGGUGAGUGACUGGCAGCCUUUGGUCCCCUGGCAGUGGGCUGGACCGCUGCCUGCUUGCGGUGAGUGGAGAACAGGCCCUGGCAGCGGGGAGCCUUUUCAGCAAGGAUAAUUUUUCAGAAGCCCUGCGGGAGACAGACCGUCCUUGCUUGCUGCGAGGACGACCAGUGCUAGUCAGGUCCCACGUCCCAUCUCCUGCUCCUGCAGGAUACCCUCUCCAUCCCUGCUGCUGCUGCCUUAGGCAGGCCAGAAUUACACGACAAUCAAGUUACAAAAGUCUGUCUGAUGCUACCUCUGCGUCUGCCCGAGGACCCCAUCCGUGGAAGCCCAGUCUUCUGGGAUCAGCCUCCCUCAAGGCUCAGCCUGCGGCCUCUCUGUCCGUGGUGCCCCACCAGUGCACGUGGCCUGGGGACGGCGCUCUCUGCGAGCUGGUACUGGUUUGCUGCUCGCCUCCUGAGCCACCUCGAGCCACAGCAGGAUGCAAAAACGAGUGAGUGGGAACACCGACUGCUACGCUUCAUUUGCAGCCUCUGCUGGACCUGGCAGGUCAGGGGAAGAAGCUGGUGUACUGAAAACGACAUUUUUUCUUUUGUGCUUUUUUUUUUUCCUUAAUGUCUAGCUUUUUAGUAUUGACUGCCCGAGCUGAGGAAACGGCAAACCAGAUACUCAGCUCAGAGCUGUAGGCACCCAGCCAAGGCUGAAAUUGCAGACUGCACCUUUGGCACCUCUGAGAAUUGGUCCCCACGCUUCCUCGUGCUGGGCAGGCAAUAUCUAACAAACCUGUUGUGAGCGCCACAGCCUCUGCCUCCGCACAGCCCUGGCAGGCAGCUGGGGACAAGCCCCGCUUUGCACUCUUCCUUUGCAAAUGCUUUUUAUUUUGUUUUAUUUUAUUUUAAAAGUGUUGAACUGCUUUAAGGAUGGUGCAGAGAAGGUGCCGUUCUGAGCAGUGCUGACACAACAUGCACCAAUGUUGAAAGAAUGAUUGUCAUUGUCCCUAAAUAUAUAUAUAUAUAUAUGAGAUAAAGUUUUGUUUUUAAUGAUUUGAAUUCAUAAACACAAAUUUUAAUGCUGUAUUUAAUAAAUUAUUCGAAGAGAACUGCUGUGCUCUUUCAUCCAUUUCUGAUGCUUACCCAUAUGCCUGUUCAUGCCAAAUCCAGGAAUGCACCUUGCUGAUUUUUUACAAAACGAAGCAAGCUUUUUGCUCUCACCGGGAGGAUGGUGACUUCUGCCAAGGCAGCUCUGGGAAAACAGCCUGGGCGCCGUGCUGUGCUCCCAGAUCCAGCGGGCGGAGGGGGUUUGGCUCCGCGUGGGCUCAGCUCUGGAGAGAGUCCCUACUGCCCCGCAGCAGCGUGCAGUUCCCCGGCACCAUGCCCUGAAGCCGUGGCUGGCCACCCAGGUCUUACUCAGCACUCUGCAGAGUUCAGGUCAGAAAGGAGGAGCUGGAGUGCUGGGGAGGAAGGGGAGAGGGGACUCAUCCUUCAGGAGGAUGGAGGUGGAACAGCCAAGGUCAGGCUGCUAGGGCUGGACACCGCCAGCCUGUGCCCUCUCCUGAACAGUCAUUAGGAAGAAACUUAUUCAAAAUGGAAAGGAAGGCUCCUCCCCAUACCCACGGAGUUUGGUGAUACCAUGUCUGAAGCAUGUAGGUGUUGUCUGGAUGUUGUCCCUGCCAGCAGCCUGAGGCAUGACCUGUCUCAUACACAAGGCUCCUUGUUCGGCCUCUGCUCAACCUGGGCUUCUGCCCAGCUUUUAUUAUUUAGGACUCUCCCCUUUGCCUGGUGGUCUGUGCCUGGCAUGAGAAGCGUUCUUGAUGGGCAGGGCAUCGAGCUUGGCUGCCAAGCUUGCUCACCUGACUUAUAUUUGCUAGCAGCUGGCUGGUCCUUCAGCACCUCUUGCUUUCCGUGGUGGCCCCUUUGCAAAGCAAGGAGCAGGCGGCACGCUGCCCUGGGGAGGGGUGCCUGCGGGUUUGGAGGGCACAGGAUGGAGUUGGGCAAGGCCCUGGGGGCUGCUGCUGCUUUUGGGUGCUAGGGCUGGGCACGCGCAGCUCCUGCAGGGAGAAGCCUCCCUGAGUCCUGUGAGCCGGCUCUGGCCAGGCUGCAGGAGGGUGGCACCCUAGGGUGGCACCCUGACUUUGUGAGAGCCGUGCUCUUGUGCAAAUGCACAGAAAUUACUGGCAAAGCGCUGUGGUUUCCAACAUUCCCGUCCCAGCCCUGCGGCAGGGGUUGAAGCUUGAUGCAAAGAGCCUUGUUCGUGUUUCAUGGACAAUGGUCCAGGACUGCAGGAGGUAGUGUCCUCCUCUUCCUAAAGCUACCCGCAGUUGUGACCGAGUGCUGUGGCAGCAGGGUCCUCAGGGUCUGUGAGUACUUUGAGCAGUACUUUUUGGGGCAGAAAAGCAAUCGCUGGGUGCAUGUGCCCCUCUGGAAGGGGUGAGAGCUCCGUCCCUCCUGUCCUCUGCCUCGCUGCUGCCUCUUCUCUGCAGCCUCUCUGGUUUCAACCUCUUCAAGUCGCAGGGAGCUCCUGGAGGCCCCUCAUUCCUGACUCCUCUUUCUUUCUGAAGAGGAGUUGGGAAUUUCUUUUUUCUACAAUAAAGACCAGAAAAGCCUGGCUUCUGAACCCAGCUCUGGGUAGAAAACGUUAGUACGUAGGAAUUCAUUUAAAUUCCUGGUUCAAUUUUUUUAAGCAAUUGUUUGUUCGUUUUGUUUGAAAUGGGGAGGGGAAGUGGUGGGGUGUGAGCAAAGCUUGUGAGAUAAUUGUUUCCAAACUCAGCAUUCAAUGGAAAAUACCAAAAAUAUCUUCGCUCCUUCCUAAUGCUGCCGCUUUUUUGUCCUGCAUGUCUUUGUCCUCGUCCCGCUCUCCACAUGUGCAGCCUCCAUAGUUUUGGCUUUCUCAGCGCUGUUUGUGUCCCACCGAGCUCUGCUUUGGCACCUGCUGCUUCCCCGCCUGUGUGCGAUGGGGCCGGGGGGAGGCCGCUGCCUCUGCCCCGCUCUCAUCCGUCUUCAUCAAGCUGUCCGCUGGCUCCGGGCGCGCUUCCCCCACCACGCUGCUGCUCUGCUGCCUCCCUUUGUCUGCAGCCUCUCGGCCGGCUCCUGUCCUGCCGGGGCUGUGUUUCAGGGGACGCAUCAGGGAGCCGGGCGCUGAGCUGAGCUAACGGGGCGUGCAGCGGCGGGAGGGCCGCAAGGGCUUUGCCUCGACGCCUCCUCCAGUUCUUUUCGGUGGACGUUGGGUUCUUUUUCAGCUUUCCACUGAACUUUCGGUAGUUUUGUAGAAAUAUUUUCUGCUAGCGCCUGGGGAAGGAAGUUUUCUAAGACACAAGAUGAAGGGUGCUCUGGGGGCUGUUUGGUUUUUAUUUCUGUAUUUUAAUUUAUUUCCAACUGCCUGCAACAGGACCACGUCCCAUCCCUCCUCCCCGGGAGGGACUGGUGGGGUCGAACGCCCAACACGUGCGCCCUUCCUCGUACCGCCACUCGUGGCUGUAAUUCCUGUCGGGGGUUCUCCUUACAGACCUCGGGGUUUUAUAUGGCAACGUUUCUGACGGCUCUGUACAACCGAAUACUUCUGUGCGAUUUAUUACGCGGUUUUAAAUACAAACGAGGAGUUUUACAUGUUUACCACGGUGUCGGGGGUGUGUUUUUGUCCGGGGGUUUUUAACCACCAAAUGUAAAGGGCAGAAAACGUAAAUAAAGUUCUCCUUUUGUAA